CACCACAUGCUUAUUGCCCUGAAAUGUGCGGUUUCGAAUAGACCAUUCGUUUCAUCAGAAGAUGAGUUCUAUAGGAUGGAGGUUGAGCAUUUACGUCCGGGCACUACUCCCCCAUCUCGGAAGACUGUCAGUGAGGAUAUUAAAACUAUCCAU
Cantharellus anzutake is the source of this 153-nucleotide messenger RNA. RefSeq lists its product as uncharacterized. The transcript is spliced from 2 exons. The annotation marks the transcript as partial. The record is from RefSeq and is a predicted model, not a curated record. NCBI's taxonomy places the organism in Eukaryota, Fungi, Basidiomycota, Agaricomycetes, Cantharellales, Hydnaceae.